AUGGAUCUUCGAUCCGUUCUAAACACGUCGGAAGGUGGCGACCGCGCUCCUGUCAAAUCCGCGCCGAAGCCGCAACCGCCGCCGCAUGUUCAGCAGCAGCAGCCUCACCCACAGCAGCAGAUACAACGACCAUCGCAGAGUCCGGCCCAAGCACCCGCUUCACGCCCCUAUUAUCACGAAUACAACCGCCAACAACCACCUCCCCAUCCCUCGCCCGGAAAGCCUAUACCACAGGAAUACAUUCCGCAUGUUAAUCAUCCCCAUCAUCCUCAGUCGCGGCCACCGUCGCAUCAUCAGCCAUCUCCCCAUCAACCGCCGCCUGGUGCGUACCCACCACAAUCUCCGUACCAGGCACCCGGGCCCUAUCCAGGACGUCCAGUGCCGCCUCCGCUACAACCAGCAGGUUCUUUUCACGAUGCGCGGUCCCCAAGCGGCCCAACUCCAGGUCAAUCCCCUUAUCGAGCUUCAACAACACCUUCUGCUGCAUCUGCAUCUGCUGGUUAUCCCUUUCCCCAUACCCAGUCCCCUGCGGAAGUAGCGAGCCCCGUCCAACGACACCAACAUUCACCUGCUCAAUACCCUCCUCGGGAAAGCUUCUCACAGGGUCCACAAGUCGUACCCCCCGGUCAUGUACACGGCCACUACCCUCCAACUCAGCAACAGCAACAACACCAUCAAAGCUCUAUUCCGCAGACACCUCCUGUCGGCGCUGUAGUUAAUCAGCAAUACCUGAACCAACGCCCUCCCUCUGCUUCACGCUCCACACAUUCUACUCCAACUCCAACAUCUGCUCAUCCUCAACACCCCUACGGAUUCGUUCAAAAUAGUAGUCCUGUUGUCGCUUCGCGCCCACCUCCUGGGGAAUACGGUCAUAGUCGCCAACCAUCUCAACCCGCUACGCCCGUCGCUCCGCCUUUGUCUUCUGGGUCAAGACAAACAUCUGGCCCUGGAGUGUUCGCACAGCCUUCGAGUCCAUACCAACAAAGACUUUCAUACACAGCAGCUACUCCAGUAGCGCAAGCACAGACACAGGCACAAGCACAAGUAAAAAGUUCACCACCUCCACCUCCUCCGCCUGCCAAACGUAUAUCUAGCAGUUACGGCUCGCCGGCCCCAGACAUACAUCGACGAUCUCAAUCGCACAGUGAACGCGCUCCAAGCCCAUCCGUCAGUCCCAAGUCUCGAGUCCCUUCGCUUCACAGCAAUCCCGAUCCGCUUGCUGCGCUAGCGGCAGCAGACGCCAAAAAUAAACAGUCGCAACCGCUUUCUCUUCCACAACCGAUGGCUAUAGAUACUGAGCGCGCGACAACCCCUGCUAAGCGCAAGCUGGAGGACCGCGUCGACAGCAGUCCUAAGCAAGAGCCGGAGGAGAAGCGAAUAAAGUCAAGCCAGACAAAUGGUGACCAGAUGCCUAUCAAGCGGGAAUCGGAGCCAGGUAUGCCCUCCGCACAUUUGAACAAAAAGCGAAGACGCUAUCCGCAACCACCCAUAUGGGCACAAGACUCCCGAAGAAUGGGCGCGAUGCCAUCGAACGCCAACUUCGUUCUGCAAAAGAGACUUCAUUCACACAUCAAUGGGAAACCAGAACAAAACACUCGUCCCAGUCGCCAUGCCUCGCCCGAGACCAACAGAGCAGUUCCUGCUGCUCAUGCUGCGCCACCUGCCGAACCAGGUCCACAAGAGAUUCUCGGUCCAUGGGAACCCAGCAUCACAGGAGUCAAACCCUUCGAGGACAUCAGUAGAAAGGUGGCGGAUUUCUUGUUCCUCAACGUGCUCAACGCACCUGAUUUGAUGGAAAUCUCCAGUAAAGGUAUUCAGUUUGAAGUGGAAGCAAAACUCGGCACUUUGAUCGACAAGGACACUGGUCAUCGUCGAGUUGAGCGGGGUGUAGCCUCUGAAUGCAUUCUGAUGGAUAGCAGUCGCGUCGCUUUUGAAAGCAGCAUGACCGAGGCCGCCCACAAGAAGAAUAAUGACUUUCUCAACGAAAUAGUCAAGUCUACACAUCCUCGUGGUCCCGGAGGUGCCAGUCAUCGCGUUCCUGUUGUUUAUAAGCAUCGAAGAGAAACAGACAGUUUCUUCGAUUUACCCGCAGACCUACAGGACAGAAUCCCUGGCUGCGUGAGAAACCGUCUAGGAAAAGGAAAACGCAUCCGCGUACGAGUGACCCACGAUCAGAAAACACAGGAGGUUCUGGGCAAAAUAAUCAAAGCUCGUGUCGCCGAUCUCGACAUUCAUUUUCCACUACUGCCUAUGGACUGCCGCAUUAGUAUCAACCUUGAGAUGGAUUGGGAUGGCACAUUGGAAGAGCUGGAGCAGAUACCAAAUCCCGGAGAUAAUCCUGAUCGCAAAAAGGACAGACUGAGCUAUACGCAAGGCCCAUAUCAGAUUGACCUCACGCAGGUCACUCACGAUGGCCUAGGGGGUCGCCAAGAAAGGAAGCAUGAACUCGAAAUCGAAAUCGAUCCGAAAUUACUCAUCGACCAAGGCCGGAAAGCUGCCAAUGGUGAGGCGCAUCGUUAUCCAGAACUGGUGGAAGGUCUCGUCGAUAAUAUACGGGUUCUCACUCGUAAGGCACGGGACUUUGAACAGCAAUAA
Molecule: messenger RNA, 2595 nt
Organism: Fusarium poae
Lineage: Eukaryota; Fungi; Ascomycota; Sordariomycetes; Hypocreales; Nectriaceae
Exons: 3
Coding region: 1-2595 (864 amino acids)
Biological process (GO): 7-methylguanosine mRNA capping; polynucleotide 5' dephosphorylation
Cellular component (GO): mRNA capping enzyme complex
Molecular function (GO): polynucleotide 5'-phosphatase activity
Source: RefSeq, a predicted model, not a curated record